Oryza brachyantha (malo sina) is the source of this 1542-nucleotide messenger RNA. RefSeq names its product phospholipase A1 EG1, chloroplastic/mitochondrial-like. The record is from RefSeq and is a predicted model, not a curated record. Gene Ontology annotation, cellular component: chloroplast. The annotation marks the transcript as partial. The transcript has a single exon. Gene Ontology annotation, biological process: lipid metabolic process. Lineage: Eukaryota; Viridiplantae; Streptophyta; Magnoliopsida; Poales; Poaceae. Gene Ontology annotation, molecular function: glycerophospholipid phospholipase A1 activity.
CGAGGGGCGGAGAGGAAGGCGGUGGCGACGGUAGCGGGGAUGUGGAGGCAGGUGCAGGGGUGCGGCGACUGGGAGGGGAUGCUCUCGCCGGCGCCGCACCCGGUGCUGAGGGAGGAGGUGGCGCGGUACGGCGAGCUGGUGGACGCGUGCUACAAGGCGUUCGACCUUGACCCGGCGUCGCGGCGGUAUCUGAACUGCAAGUACGGGAGGGAGCGGAUGCUGGAGCAGGUGGGCAUGGCCGAGGCCGGCUACGAGGUCUCGAGGUACAUCUACGCGGCGGCCGACGUGAACGUGCCGACCAUGGAGCCGUCGACGAGCGGCCGGGGGCGGUGGAUCGGCUACGUCGCGGUGUCCACCGACGAGAUGACGCGGCGGCUCGGGCGGCGCGACGUGCUCGUCUCGUUCCGCGGCACUGUCACGCCCGCCGAGUGGAUGGCGAACCUCAUGAGCUCGCUGGAGCCGGCGCGCCUCGACCCGUGCGAUCCGCGCCCCGACGUGAAGGUCGAGUCCGGGUUCCUCAGCCUCUACACCUCCGCCGACAAGACAUGCCGCUUCGGCGGCGCCGGGAGCUGCCGGGAGCAGCUCCUCCGGGAGGUGUCCCGCCUGAUCGACACCUGCUCCAAGGCCAACCCCGGCGAGGACAUCAGCGUCACGCUCGCCGGCCACAGCAUGGGCAGCGCGCUCGCGCUGCUCUUCGCGUACGACCUCACCGAGCUGGGCCUCAACCGGGACGCCGCCACCGGCCGCGCAGCCCCCGUCACCGUCUUCUCCUUCGGCGGGCCGCGGGUCGGCAACGCCGCCUUCAAGGCGCGCUGCGACGAGCUCGGCGUCAAGGCGCUCCGCGUCACCAACGUCCACGACCCGAUCACCAAGCUCCCGGGCAUCUUCCUCAACGAGGCCACCACCGGCGUGCUCCGCCCGUGGCGCCACUCCUGCUACACCCACGUCGGCGUCGAGCUCCCCCUCGACUUCUUCAAGGUCGCCGACCCGGCAUCCGUCCACGACCUCGGCACCUACAUCUCCCUCCUCCGCAACGGCGACAAGAAGCCACACGCCGCCGCCGCCGCCGCCGCCACCGCCCGGGACCGGGACGCCGCAGCCGGCGUGCUCGCCAAGGUGAUGGACUUCGUGGGCCGGCGGCGCGCCGGCGCAUUGCCGUGGCACGACGCGGCCAUGAUACAAAUGGGCGGCUUGGUGCAGACACUUGGGCUAAUCUGAGCAGCUAACCACUGUCACCACUACUAAUCACGAUUAACAGACCACUAAUCCUCUUCGACAUUUUAUUCGAGGGUUUUAAGGUCGAAUUUUUUUCCUUCCUUUGAUUUGUUUCUGUAUAGAUAGAUCAACCAUCACAGAGAUCCCAAACAUGAAGAAAAAAAUUCAAUUUUUUUGUUCUGUUUUUUUCCCACACUGUAUAUAGAGAGACAGAGAGAUUCAUGAUUCAUGAGCCUCAAAGCAGAGCAUUGUAAACACAAACAACAAAACUGAUCUGAAUUUGUUUGAUUCAUUUGGACAUCUGAACUUCUCUUUGUUCUUCAUUCA